Messenger RNA from Diaporthe amygdali, 447 nucleotides. RefSeq names its product microsomal glutathione s-transferase. The transcript is spliced from 6 exons. Bases 1 to 447 code for a protein of 148 amino acids. Gene Ontology annotation, molecular function: glutathione transferase activity; glutathione peroxidase activity. Lineage: Eukaryota; Fungi; Ascomycota; Sordariomycetes; Diaporthales; Diaporthaceae. Gene Ontology annotation, cellular component: endoplasmic reticulum; membrane; nuclear envelope. The record is from RefSeq and is a predicted model, not a curated record.
AUGGUUGUGCUCGAGAUCUCUAACGACUUUGGAUACGUCCUCCUCGCCGCAGCGUCGACUGUCUUUGUCAACAUAUGGCAUGGAACUCAGACCGUCAAGGCCAGGAAGGCCAGCGGCAUCGGCUACCCGAACACAUACGCCACAGACGAGCAGGCGAAGCAGAACCCCGCUGCAUUCCAGCUUAAUUGCGCCCAGCGUGCUCAUGCCAACUUCACGGAGAACCUGACUCCCUUCAUGGCCACGCUGCUCAUCUCGGGUACCCGGUACCCUCUCCAGGCCGCCGUGAUGGGAGCCGGCUGGCUGACCUCCCGGAUUGUGUACACUAUUGGCUACACUGGAAGUGGUCCCAAGGGCCGGAUGGCGGGCUCCAUUGGUCACUACUUGUUCGGCCUGAGCCUGGCGCUCACUGCGUGCUACACCUCCGUGCAGAUGGUACGCGGCAACUAG